GGGUAAUCUGAGUGAUAUGGCGACAUGAAGUGAUUUUUCUUAUCCGAGGUUGUACACGAAAUACAUAUUGGAUCCAAAAAUUGUCUCGCCUUUCCGCCAGCCAAACAAAUAUUUGUCGUACGUAUGCGUAUACGUGCUUUGCAGUAUAUAUAUAUAUGGAACAGUGGAAAAAUUAUUAAGUCGUCAAUGAAGAAAGGUCUCUUUCAAUUUGUACGACAACAAAUAUAAGCUCGCUAUUUUAAACACAUCGACACGCAUAUUUUAGUACUUAUAUUAAUACGAAAUAUUAUUAAUUCAACAUGCCGAAGGACAUAAGAUUUUUAUCUAAAAGACGAAAGAAUCAAUUAAUCAAUUGUCAAUAUAAUUUACAUAAAAAUUUAAAUUUAUUACAAUUAGUCGAAUCAAACAAAGCAUGUAAUAAUAUUAAAGAAGCAACAUUAACUCGUGAAGAAUGUAACAAUAAUAUAUCUUGUAGAGAUAAUAUAUUAUCUAACGAUUCUAAUGAAUUUCAUGAAUUUGAGAUAGAACAUGAUACGAAUAACAAAAAAGAAUGUAACAUUGAAUUAAAGGAUAAUACACCUACAACAAAUAUCUCCUAUUGUAAUAAUGAGAAUAAUUUAUGGAAGGAUUUACAAAUGUUAAUUAUUAAUUGUAAUAUUCCACAUAGCUGUGCAAACGAAUUACUUCGUAUUCUUAUAACACAUGGUCAUGUGGAAUUACCUUAUGAUGUCAGAUGUCUACUUAGAACGCCACGAAAUACAUUUAUGCAUAUUAAAUCUAUGGGCAACGGUCGUUACUUUCAUUUUGGUAUUUUGUCUUCUCUUGAGCGAUCAAUACAGAUGUAUUCUACAUUUAUAAAAACAAAUGAAAUUACAUUAAAUAUAAAUACAGAUGGUUUACCACUUUGUAAAAGUUCUGGAAGCCAAUUUUGGCCUAUUAUGGGAUCAAUAGAAGGAAUAGAUAUUUACACAUCACCAUUCAUAAUCGGUGUGUACCAUGGCAUGUGCAAGCCCAAUGAUGCAAACGAAUUUUUAACCGAUUUUAUCAAUGACUUUAUUUCUCUCUCACAAAAUGGAAUAACUGUUUUGAACAAUAAAUAUACUGUUGCUAUUGGUGCAAUACUAUGCGAUGCCCCAGCUAGAGCAUUUAUUACACGCACCAAAGGCCAUACAGGAUAUUUCUCUUGUCCUAAAUGUAUACAAGAAGGUGAUUUUGUUCAUAAUAGAGUGGUCUUUCCACAAACUCAUAAUACGUUGCGUACUGAUGAUGCAUUUAAAAAUCGUGCCCAACCUGAACAUCAUACAGGUGAUUCCAUAUUAGAAAAACUUCAUAUUGGAAUGAUAUCGCAAAUUCCACUGGAUUAUAUGCAUCUUGUUUGUUUAGGUGUUACAAAACGAUUGUUACAAAUUUGGCAAAGAGGAAAUAAACAUUUCAGAUUAUCGAAAGAGUGUGUAAAUUUAAUUUCACAGCAUUUAAUGGUGAUUCAGCCAUAUAUUCCAGUGGAAUUUGCGAGAAAACCUAGAGAUUUACGAGACAUUGAUAGAUGGAAAGCCACUGAAUUACGUCAGUUUUUAUUGUACACUGGAAUUGUAGUCAUGAAGUCCACGAUAUCUUCAAUUUAUUAUAAUCACUUUUUAUGUCUUAGUGUUGCAAUUAGAAUAUUGAUUGAUCCACAAUUGUGCGUGACAUUUAAUGACUAUGCAAAUUCAUUAUUAUUGCACUUUGUAUCGAAUUACGGGAAUAUUUAUGGUGACCAAUAUCUCUCAUAUAAUGUGCAUAAUCUUAUUCAUCUAGCCAAUGAUGUAAACAUGUUUGGUUCUUUAGACAACUUUAGUUGUUUCAAAUAUGAGAAUAAUAUGCAAAAAAUUAAGAAAAAAUUGCGAUCAGGAAAACCUUUAGAGGAAUUAAUAAAUCGUACAUCUGAAGAAUUACAGCUUCCAAUUCAACCGUGUCACAAAAAAAAAUAUCCUAUUGUUAUUUACACACCAAAAAACAAUAUUUCUCAUCUACAAUUCAAAACUUUUAAAAUUGCUAUUAACAAAACUGAUAAUUGUGCUUUACUGCAUGAUAUGUCUGUGAUUUUUGUUUUGGAAAUUUUUGAAGACUGUGGGAUUGUAUUUAUUCGUGCGCAACAAUUUUUGAAUCUUAAAUCUCUAUUUACUAAACCAUGUCCUUCGGAAAAACUUGGUAUAUUCGUGAUACCAAAUAUUACUUGUUUUAAUAUUAUUAAAAUUCCAGCGACACAAAUACAAAGAAAGUGCGUAAAAUUGAAAUUUUUUGAUGAAAGUAAUUCGUUUGUUACAAUAUCACUUUUACAUAGUAAUAAUUAAAAUGCAUUUUGAGUAGAUUUGAUAUAUUCUACAUUCUUUACUUUUGCAUAACUUUAUAAAUUAAUUUUAACUAAUACGUUAUGAAUAUUUUAAUAUA
Nylanderia fulva is the source of this 2427-nucleotide messenger RNA. The record is from RefSeq and is a predicted model, not a curated record. NCBI's taxonomy places the organism in Eukaryota, Metazoa, Arthropoda, Insecta, Hymenoptera, Formicidae.